Messenger RNA from Ceutorhynchus assimilis (cabbage seed weevil), 1998 nucleotides. Lineage: Eukaryota; Metazoa; Arthropoda; Insecta; Coleoptera; Curculionidae. The record is from the annotation of a GenBank genome assembly.
AUGGGGAAGAAUAAAAGGCGUAAAAGCAGUUCAAGUGAUUCAACCAGCUCGUCAACAAGUAGUAACUGUGCUGGACGCUAUAAAAGAACAACUAGAGAGUUCAUGAAAACCGAUAAAACUCGAGAUAGUAGCGAUUUGACAAAAAAGGACAAAAAUAACGAAAGAAAUGUUCAAGACGGUCUUCCAGUAAAAGCUCUUCAAGCACCUGGGUUGAGAAGUUCAACUCCUCCUUAUGUUGUUUUGGAACGUCUCCAGUCUAAGCAAGCGCAACAACGAGCAGGUUUAGUUAAGUCUAUGGAAAGACUCGCAGCGGCGGUUUACGGCGACGAUCCCCCAAGUCCAGAGGACGCCACGAUGUGGGAUGUUAUCGACGCCGCCGCCGACUGCGAAUGUCCCGGUCCACCCCCGGAAUUCCUACUGCCACCACCCCCACGGCCCCCUUCCUUGCAACCGGCAGAUCCUAUGUUCUGCACCGAUGAUCCCCUGACCGUCGAGACGUGUGACGCACUUCCGGCAGUGUCGAAUUUUACGAUCGAAAUGUAUAUUAAAAUUCGUCUUAAAACUUCAUUAAUACGAAAGCAAAAAGGCCUCAAAAAAAGAAGCGAAAAAGGCAGAAAAGGCGCCAAAGAGGCUGAACACAAAGCAACCAACCCUAGCGAAGCCUCUGCUUCAACCACCGAAGAAGUUGAUGUCUCCAAAGGCAAAUACGAACGGCAAAAUGUUUGGGUAAGAGCCAGGCUCCAUACGAGCCGUGCCAGAGGCAAACAAUGCCUCAUCAUACUAAGACAACAAGAGUUUACUGUCCAAGCACUCAUAAAUGUAUCUGAAACUGUCUGCAAAGCUAUGGUCAAGUUUUCCAGCAAUGUAUCAAAAGAAAGUAUCAUCGAUGUAGCUAAAGUGCCUUUAGCUGUAGCUGGUUGCAGCCAAAGCGACGUGGAUUUUGUGGCUUCUGAGCUGUGGGUGGUUUCGGCUUCGAUGCCCCAGUUGCCUUUGCAGUCCAUUCGGCCAGAAAAACCUGGAUUCUUUGAACAUCAAAGUCAACCGAGACACUAUAGAUUGGACAAGGCAAUAUUAAUAAAUCGAAAGAACAAAAAAACACAUGAACUUGGACAGCUUAUCAGCAAAGGGAUCCCAUCUAAUUUAAAUAAUUCUAUUUUUUAUGUGAUGGAUUGCAACGAGAACAACUGUCCCAACUGUAAACAAACAGUUGGCGAAGGCCAAUGCUAUAAGUGCGAUUUAUGUAUACCGGAAAUCCAUAAAAACUGUGCAGCCCUAUCGGGUUCAGAAAUAAAAUGUAUGCCGCUCCAAAAGAGAUUACUGGUUUUACUAUGCCAUGAAUAUAAAGGGAUGCUGGCCAGAACACCACUUAUGCUUCAGCUAUUGGAAGGUAUGAAAAAUGAAUUAAGCAGUUUAAGAAAAGAAAUAAACGAGUUAAGAAAUCAAACAGGUGUUAAAAAUAGCAUGAUAGGAAGAAUCCAAUCGAAAACAUUUGUAGAAGCUUUAAAAAGCAGAGGUGAAAGAAUGAAUGCACAAAUUAAAGCACAAUCCCCAUCUUUAAUUAUUAAACCUAAACGAAAACAAAAUUCUGAAAAAACGAAAAAUGACUUAAAAGAAAAAAUACAACCAAACCUACUGAAAAUUGGAAUUAAAAACAUGAGAGAAACAAAACGGGGGUGUGUUGUUGUCAAGUGCACAGAGAAGAAUGAUAUUGAAAAGUUAAAACAAGCCGCAGAAAAUAGCCUUGGGGGCGGUUAUGAUAUUGAGCUACCCAAAUUGAAUUCACCCAGAAUGAUAAUUGUGGGUUACAACGGUGAUCUGGAUCAAAAUGAAUUGGAGCAUACAAUAAGACAGCAAAAUGAAUGGAUAGAAGAUGGCGAGGAGUUAACAAUAAAUUUCAUCAAGAAGGUAACAUUCAAGGGAACAUCAACUAUAUUUUUUGAAUGCUCACCAAAGUUAUAUUGGAAAAUGUUGAACCAGAAGAAAGUCUCUAUUGGAUAG